CUCAUCUCUCCUUCGUCCGUCAUGUAGCGCGGUUACCGGGUCACUGCGCAUCAAUGGCGGGCAACUGACCGCUGCAGCAAACCGCUUUUUGUUGUUACUCGACUUUUCAACAAGUGGAAUUUUAUUCGAACUUCAGAGACUAAUAUCUUAGAAAAAUAAAUUGCAUUCAAGAGCGGCAAUUGUAACAGAAUAUAUCGUGCUCGUCGCUUGCUCAUUAUUCACGGAACCGAUCUCGUAGAGCUCAGAGAGACGAGAUCCAAAGGUGACACGACGAAGACGACCCCGGGAACGGCACUAAAAAUAUAAUAAUGUCGUUAUAUAAUGCAGCUUUUCAAGUAGAUACCGUCAACAAUAUCGUACCGAGUUGAACUCACCGUGCCAAAUAAAAGAUACAAGGACGACACUAUCCGCUGCCUCGAGGAUGCCAUAAGAGUGCCUUAUUCGAUAUUAGCAAGUGAUCUUCGCGACGUUCUGCUGGGUGCUCGCGGCUACCGGGAACGUUAUCCGUAACGAGGACAUCUGCGGGCCCCACAAUGGCAGGCGUCUGUAUCUGGAGCUGGGCGAGAAGGGUGUUCUCUUCGCGAAGAAUGUCACCUUCGUCAGGAACAUGCCAGCCAGGCUGCCGGCGUCGCGUCUCUACGCGACCACCAACAGCUCGCACCAUCAGUGCAGCCUCGAGCUGGUGACAUGUCCGUCCUGUGUGAUCGUCGUCACUUUCAGGAAUAUCGCGCUGUCGCAUCACUGCGGUGACGGAGGUGUCGUGAUGGACAGUCCCUGCAGGUGCGACUACGUGUGGCUCUCGGAACCGCCCUAUGAGGACGUGUCUGGCACGCCGUUCUGCGGAUCGUAUGCGCCGAUCAUAUACAGAUCGAGUACGAGAACCUUGUCCAUAAACCUGCUCUACAGCCAGUCCCACAAGCACGCGUUCACCAUCGAGUACACGGCGGAAAGAAAUAGACUGCACUUGAAAGGCACGGAAAUGACAUCGGGGGCGCCGACAAAGGGCUCGAACGGCACCGGCGGCGGUAUUCUGACCUCGCCAUUUUUCCCGGCUCGAUAUCCGCGCGACUUGGGCCUGGAAUACAUCAUCACGUGUCUCAGUGAAGCUCCCACCUGCAGGAUCAGAUUACUCUUCAGCGACUUUCAAUUAGCGACGGUCUCCAUAAUGGAGUUCUACGACUGGAACGGUCAACGCUUGGACGUGACCAGCGGUGCGAGAUUUCGACCGCCGGUGAUCGUCAGCUCUGGCCCGUCGUUGCUGAUUAGGUUUUACGCCAACGGCGGCACCGGCCUGGGCUACAAGGCCUUUUACUCAUUCGUGAUCGGUCACGCGUUCGACAAGUCCGUGCAGCCGAUCACGGACUGCGGCGGAUACGUGGAGAACUUGGGUGGUGCUAUCACGAUGAUGAACAUGGUCGGCCAAGGGGUGAAGACCUACGAUUGCGUCUGGCUGAUCCGGCCGCCGAAGAAUUUUCUGCACAUGAAGACGCACAUGUACCUGAAGGUGGUGGGUUUCGCCGACAUGGCCGGCAACACGGAGCUGAUUAUAAAAGAAGGUCCGACCUCGGCCUUGAUGUCGUUGGAAGUUAUCAGACACCCGGCUAGCCAGCUGCAGCCUCUCAGACACAGGGAACACGUCGCGCCAGUCUCCAGCGGAUUCCACGUGAGUCUUCGUGGUAUAUUCGGCCCGAGUUCUCACUUGGCAAUCGCCUAUGCGGCCUUCAGCUACAUGGAUUGCUUCGCUGGCACCGACUUCCUCUGUCAGAAUCAUAGAUGUAUCCCCAGUCAACUGAACUGCGAUGGUUUCGAUCAUUGCGGCGAUAACAGCGACGAGCCGGUGACGUGUUUUCAAGAUUGGAGUGUGGAACCGCGCGAUCGCAAAUGGCACACGAACAAAGCGAAUUACUACUUCCCAAAGAUCGAUCGAUAUCCCGAUCUGAAAACAGCCACCCUGGUGUUCGUUGCCAGCAGUCUCGGUCUGAUUGUUCUGAUAUCGGCCCUCAUUAUACUGCUCCAUAGAAUAGGAGCCAGAGCGAGGCAACAAAGGGAACUGCAGUCUCGUCUCGAGACAAUCAGCGAGCUUUUAGUUUUUAAUAUUGCAGACGGUGCACGGAUUGAUGAAAUAUCCAUUCCGGACGAUCCACCCGUGUACGAAGCUCCGCCGGGCUACGAGGAGGUCGCGAAACUCGUCUUGCCCAAGAAGGCUCAAUGCUUGAAUCGUGUAACUUGCAACAGAAACUCUCCGAACCAGCGCGAUGAGGACGCGAACUCCUCUACUUACCUAGUAGUGGAAGGCGCGAGCAACAGUCGUAGCAGCCAAACGACCUCGAUAAUGUCGGGGAACGAUCGACGGCCACGUAUACCCGAGAGUCCACCGCCCCCGUACAUUACACCGCCGGGAACUAUAUCGAGGAACGUGAUAGCUGGCUUGUCGGCCUCGAUGAGGCAGAUCUGUCCGGUUCGUCGCAAUUGGUUCCGACGUAGCAUGCAGUAUCCUCAAUCCGCAGGUCACUCCUCAGCAUCUGUCGAUGCCGUAUCCUUAUCUGUUAACAUCGCAACAUCUGCCACGUGCUUGAUGGGUCGUCCCGCCACCUUGGACGCAAACUGGCGACCCGACGAUCCUCCGAAGGAGACUCAGAUCGCUCGAGAAGUCGCUACGGAAGCGUCGGGGGAGAACAGUUGUCGUGCACCGGAAGAAAAUUACGAUGAGAUCAUCGACAGGUCGGACGGAAGUAACACCAGCUAUUCUUGCGAAGGAGCGUGCGGUUGCGCUAUCAACAGCCAUGAUCUUCAAGAUCUCCCGAUGGCUGAUUCCUCGUCGAGCAGUUCGACGACAUCGAUAAGCCGCGACGAUGACCACGAGAUGCCGGAGUCAAAAGCCACGGUGGCGACCGAAUCCACUUCCAUGAAAAGCCCUAAUGAGUAUCAGGAGACGGAGGAGACCUUGAAAUCGAGAAACGCCCUCGUACGACUUCUGGGUAGCAAGCUGGCCAGACCGUCUCACCAGAGCACCAGCUUGAACUCAACAGCGACGUCGUCGCCGUCCUUCGGCACUCUGCGCGGAGCUUCUUCCGGAAAGUUCUCCGCGUGCUCUCGCGACAACUGUCUGACCAAGAUCUCCACGGUGAGCGCAUGCAACAGCUACGAGAAGCUACAAAACGAAUUUGAGAUCGUAUCGGAGGCGGCGAGCGUCGGGUGCACGACGAGUCCCAGCACGAUGGCGAGCACGCCGAGCGUCACGCCGAAGAGCGUACUUCCUCGGCGCGGCAGCAAGCGACGAUACACCGGCUGCGACUUGGACAGCCUCUACGAGGGCAUCCGGGCCUUGGACCUGUACUUGGCGCGCAGGAACCACAACGUCACCCAUGGACAACGGCAAUCGGUCGCUGUGAUCUUCGGUACUCCGAAGCACGGAAUCGCGCGCGACCCGGGCGGGUCGUCGCGGCGGACGACGAGAGAGUUGCGAGAGAGAAUGCGAACCCGCAUAUGGCGUUCCAGCGAGGACGCCUCGUCGAGUUAAUUCCGUUUAUUGUAGGUGGAAGCCGUGAGAAAUUGAAAACUACCUGAAAAGCCUGAUAACCUGAAAACCUGAUACGUCGCUACGAUACACGGAGAGAAUUUUAUAGUAAAAUUUACUGCAGGACUUUGAGCGCGAUCCAACAACCGUUACAAAUGUUGCGCAGCGUUUCUCCCUCUUGUUCUAUUCCUCGGAUUCGAGUGAAGAAAGAGAAAGAAAUAAAAACGCUACAAAGCAUUUGCAGCGCCCGCUGGACCGUACCCUUUGUAACCGAGAAAUAGAUCGGCAUUCUGCAGUAAUUCACUCGAUCCUUUUAUUUCAUGUGCGCUGCUUAUAUUUCAGAGACUGAGAUGUACUAUUAAAACACCUUGCUGUGUUUCUAGCGAAAUCUGCUAGGUUUUUUUUCAGCGAAAUUUAGGGUGCUCCUUAGCAAGAUAGACCUGACCGAUAAU
Odontomachus brunneus is the source of this 3969-nucleotide messenger RNA. RefSeq lists its product as uncharacterized. Gene Ontology annotation, molecular function: protein binding. Bases 608 to 3520 code for a protein of 970 amino acids. The record is from RefSeq and is a predicted model, not a curated record. The transcript is spliced from 12 exons. Lineage: Eukaryota; Metazoa; Arthropoda; Insecta; Hymenoptera; Formicidae.